CAAUCCUUUAACUUUAUACAUCCCUCUUCUCUCUCCUCCAAGUCCAAUCUUUGUUUCUCUCUACCUUGUACUAAAUUUGUAAAUUAGAUUCCUGUGCUCUGUCCUUUAUAAAUAACACAUUCCAUGCAUCCAAACUCCCUACACAUCCCCCAAAAUUCUCUCUUUUUCUCUCUCUCUCUCUCUCACAGAUUGUAAAAAGUGUGGUUGUGGCUGUGGGUGUAAUUAGAAAUGGCUGGAGGCCUGGAGUUCCAAACAGAACAAAAUCUCACCGCACCCACCACACGCUUAAAGCUAAAACUCUUCGGCUUCGACGUCCGGGAAGAGUUGGAAGAGGAAGAUUCUGCCAAAACCCCAACUGGGUCGUCGGAAUCCGGCGUCUUCACCCCCUCCGGCGACCGGAAAUACGAGUGCCAAUACUGCUGCCGUGAGUUCGCCAACUCCCAGGCCCUCGGCGGCCACCAAAACGCCCACAAGAAAGAAAGGCAGCAACUUAAGCGCGCCCAAUUACAAGCCACUCGAAACGCCGCCGUUGCUUACGUCAGAAACCCGAUCAUCUCCGCCUUUGCUCCUCCGCCUCACCUUCUUGCCGCCGCCGCCUCCCCGCCGCCACCCAUCAUGCUCCCCAACCCAGCCGUCGCCGGGGCGUCGUCCUGGGUCUACAUGCCGGCCGCCCGGACGCCGCCGCCGAUACAAGUGACGUCACAUGGGGCGGUGUUUCCGGCGGCGGUGGUGUCGUACGGCGGCGGGGUGGGGAACUCGAUGGCAUUGGCGGUGGGUUCUCCGGUGCACGGCCGGGCCGGGGAUGGGCUGUCGUUGAACAGAUUCCGGAAUCAGGGAGAUCAUAAUGGGGUUGAAUUUGAUGGAGCUUUUGGAUUGGAUUUGCAUCUGAGAUUGGCUCCGGCGGCGCCCUGAGUCGCCGGAAAUCAGAUCCCGAUGAUGACGUGUUAUUAUAUCGUUGUAUGAAUGAAAGUUUUCAAAAACCCUAGUGGGAAAUUAAUCAGUGUACAUUUAUUUAUUUUUUCAACUUUUAGUUUUAAUUUUUAUCA
Momordica charantia (bitter melon) is the source of this 1046-nucleotide messenger RNA. RefSeq names its product C2H2 and C2HC zinc fingers superfamily protein. Gene Ontology annotation, molecular function: DNA-binding transcription factor activity; transcription cis-regulatory region binding. Lineage: Eukaryota; Viridiplantae; Streptophyta; Magnoliopsida; Cucurbitales; Cucurbitaceae. Gene Ontology annotation, cellular component: nucleus. The record is from RefSeq and is a predicted model, not a curated record. Gene Ontology annotation, biological process: gibberellic acid mediated signaling pathway; trichome morphogenesis; trichome differentiation.